AUGCAGAUCCCUAUUUCCAUCCUCCUGGGCCCCCUUGCCAUUCAGGCCGUCAACGUCGUCCUGUCGAACGACGACGGCUGGGCCGAGAAGAAUAUCCGCGUCUUCUAUGAUGCCCUCACCAGCGCAGGCGAGAGCGUGAUCAUCUCUGCCCCGGCCGACAACAGGUCCGGCACAGGCUCAUCGGAUGCUACGCCCGGAACAGUGACCUCGGGCUGCGAGUUCAACAGCUGUCCGGCUGGGAGCCCGGCAUAUGGGUCGAACAGCUCCAACCCUCGCCUCAACUAUGUUAAUUCCUACCCUGUUACGGCCAUAAGAUACGGCAUCCAGACUCUCUCGCCAAAGUUCUUCGGUGGCGCCCCUGAUAUCGCGGUAGCUGGAUACAACGUCGGAGCAAACCUCGGCUCCACAACCCUCAUCUCCGGUACGGUCGGCGCAGCCACCGAGGCAGCCUUGGAAGGCAUCCCAGCAAUCGCCUUCAGCGGCACCUCGGGCUCGCAAGUGUCUUACACCACCGCUACUCAGACUUACCAGACCGUCUAUGCUCAGCUCUCCACAAACGUCACCACCACGCUCGUCGACUCCGGCAAGCCCUACCUGCCCAGCGGCAUCUGGCUUAACGUCAACUACCCGACCGUCAGUAGCAGCACCUGCUCGUCCGCGUCGCGUUUCAAGUUCGUCCUGUCGCGCAUCAACUCGGCCUCUUCGUCGACGGCCGCCGACGUCAGCACUUGCGGGUCCACUAGGCUCCCCACUGAGAGCUCUGUCGUUGGCACGUCGGGAUGCUAUGCAAGCAUCAGUGUUGGUGUGGCGAGUAACAAGCAGGAUGCAACUGCUGCCGCGCAGGCUGUUGUGCUUGGCAAGCUGCAGUCUAUUCUCUCCUGCUUGCCUUGA
This is a messenger RNA of Diaporthe amygdali, 891 nucleotides long. Its product is annotated as nucleotidase SurE. Gene Ontology annotation, molecular function: nucleotidase activity. The record is from RefSeq and is a predicted model, not a curated record. Bases 1 to 891 code for a protein of 296 amino acids. Lineage: Eukaryota; Fungi; Ascomycota; Sordariomycetes; Diaporthales; Diaporthaceae. The transcript is spliced from 2 exons.